AUGCAAGAAGAGAGCAAAUAUGGGGUGCUUUGUUUUUGCGUGUCACCCCGAAUCUUUGAUGAAUUCACGUCAAUCUCCGAGUUUAGCACUCAUUUCAGCAAAUUACUUGCCGUGCCGAAAUCUUGAGUGAGCUUUCCACGUUUUCGCUCAUUCGAUUUCGGUAAUUUUCAGUAAUGGCAGUCGCGAAGCAGCCGCCUGGCGUGCAAGCCCCUCCCGAGGGAAUGUCUCGCGGAAUCCGAGCGAUUUUUGUCGGGCCGCCCGGAUCCGGAAAGGGAACUCAGGCGCCCGCUUUCGCGCAGAAAUACUUCUCCUGCCACCUGGCGACCGGCGAUUUGCUCCGCGCGGAAGUCGCAUCGGGCUCCGAGUUCGGAAAAGAGUUGAAGGCGACGAUGGAUGCGGGCAAACUGGUCAGCGACGACGUCGUCUGCAAGCUGAUUGAGCAGAAGCUGGACAAGCCCGAGUGCAAGUACGGGUUUAUUCUCGACGGGUUUCCGCGCACGACCGGUCAGGCCGAGAAACUCGAUCAGAUUCUGAAGCGCCGGAACACGCCGUUGGACACGGUCAUCGAGUUCAACAUCGCCGACGAUCUGCUCGUCCGUCGCAUCACCGGCCGCCUCUUCCACAUCGCUUCCGGUCGCAGUUACCAUUUGGAAUUUCAGCCGCCGAAAGUGCCGAUGAAGGACGACGUGACCGGAGAGCCGUUGAUCCGCCGUUCCGAUGAUAACGAGGAGACUCUUCGCAAGCGUCUCGUUCAGUAUCAUCAAAUGGUGAUUACUCACCAUUCUCGUUUUCUGUAAAAGGCAUUUUAUUUUUUCAGACCGUCCCGCUAAUUGAUUACUACAAAAAGAGUGGAGUGCACGUGGCUGUCGACGCGUCGAAGCCGAUGAAUGAAGUGAAAGGGCACAUCGAGCAAGUGUUCGCCAAGUACACUCAGAAAAAAAGAUAG
Messenger RNA from Caenorhabditis sp. 36 PRJEB53466, 946 nucleotides. NCBI's taxonomy places the organism in Eukaryota, Metazoa, Nematoda, Chromadorea, Rhabditida, Rhabditidae. The record is from the annotation of a GenBank genome assembly.